AUGGACAUUCGUUUCCUAGCUUCAGCAGCUGUUACAGCGUUAGCCACGGUUGGCCUUGCAAGUGCAACAGUAGGUGUAUUCAAUAUCAAUGACCUCCUGCAACCAGAUCUACAACAUGUCCUCGGUUCAGCUGAAACCCAUCACCAUGUGCCAUGGUCACACAGGCCAUACUGCAUUACCAGCUCGUAUCUUACCACACUGGAUCAGGAAUAUUGCGUCUAUACAUCCAACACAACAGGCCCACAUGGCCUUUCCCUCGUCUUCUCCCCAGCUUCCGCACAUUUAGCAACAAAAUAUCUCGACGACAACCCAAUCAAUAGUUUCCUAACGCAGCAAGACGCUGAACGUCUGUACCUUGGCGGCCAACCAUGGAAGAUCGUGGACGUACCUGGGAAAGCGAAAGGCGUAGUAGCUACUCGGAAGAUCAAGAUGUACGAGACAUUCAUGAUUGACCAAGCAGCUGUUGUGGUAGAUGUAGAAGCCGAGAAUGCUUUGACCAAUGAGGAGAACAGGAAGUUGUUGAAGAGGGCGGUGGAUCAAUUGCUCGUGCCGGGUAUGGUUCGAGAUAUGAGUGCUGCGCAUGCCGGAAACAGAGGCGACGCCAAUGAAGGUGAUGAAGAACAGGACACAGAAGGGAGAUUGGAAGAUGAUAUUAUGAAGACAAAUUCUUAUGGAAGUACGGUGGCUGAGGUCAGCUCGAAGGCGUUAUAUCCACUGAUUUCACGAAUAAACCAUGCCUGCAACCCGAAUUCCUUCGUUCUCUUCUCUCGCGCUGGCGUCUCAAUGGCCAUAAAAGCCUACCGCGAUAUCGAACCUGGCGAGGAAAUCACCGUAUCCUACCUCCUCCUAGGACUCCCCUCUCCGAAACGCCAAUCUCUAAUACGGCGCUGGGGUUUCAAAUGCACAUGCGACCUAUGUAGCCUCCCUAUCCAAGAACGACAGGCUUCAGAUCUCCGCCGCACCGUGAUCGCGCAAGCCGAGGAAAAGAUCAUAGAACUAGCGCAAGAGUACAAACUCACCGAAGCGAUAUCUCUGGCAGAAGAAUCUGUGGAGAUGAUCAAGGAAGAGGGGAUUUGGUCCAUGUUGACUGAUGAGUACGCCAUGUUGGCGAUGCUAUGGUUGGAGAAGGGGGAUAAAGGGAGAGCGGAAAUGUACGGUAAGAAGACGCAUAGGCUGUUGGCAGACCUGGGAUUCUUGGGCAUCGGAGAGGAAAGGGAGGCGUGGAAUUUGGAGACGCUGCUGACGAACAUUGGAGGGUUGGGUGGUAUGGGGGAGGCAUGGAAGAAGGGUCCGUUGAGAGGCUGA
Alternaria arborescens is the source of this 1305-nucleotide messenger RNA. RefSeq lists its product as hypothetical. The record is from RefSeq and is a predicted model, not a curated record. Lineage: Eukaryota; Fungi; Ascomycota; Dothideomycetes; Pleosporales; Pleosporaceae. The transcript has 3 exons. Gene Ontology annotation, molecular function: protein binding. The coding region runs from base 1 to 1305 and encodes 434 amino acids.